GCGCUGCAGCAGUGCCUGGUGGGGCGGGGGCCGCGGCGGGGGGCGUGGCGGGGGCGGGGGCGGGGCGGCCGGGCCAGGGCAGCGCCAGUGCUCGCGAGCGCCCAGCGGCAGCUCCAUGGCGCCCACCGCCCCGCGCCGCCCACGCAACUGAGCCUCCGCCUGCGCCCUCGGCUGCGCCUUCGCCUGCGCUCAGGAUAUUCUAGCACAGAAAGACAGAUGGACAGAAAAAAUGAAAGACACGCACUACUUCAGAAAAUGAGGAAUAUACAACUGCAGAAGGAGGGCGGAGGGGCGAUGUGAGGGGCGAUGGCCGGGCGGGCGCCCGCCGCCGCCGCUGCCGCCGUGUGGCCGAU
Molecule: messenger RNA, 353 nt
Organism: Gryllus bimaculatus (two-spotted cricket)
Lineage: Eukaryota; Metazoa; Arthropoda; Insecta; Orthoptera; Gryllidae
Source: the annotation of a GenBank genome assembly